UAUCCUGUUUUAGCCUGUGACAGUAAGCUAUCUGUAACUUGCUAUAGGAAAGGCUCAUUCCAGUAUGUUAUAUAAUUCAAUGCGUGGUUAUGGUGCGCAGUUUCUUGUAGCUCGUAUCUCAGCUAUGAUCGAGCUUCAAUCUCUGUGAUACUCGAUUCCUAAACGAUAUAAUAAAUCGUUAGAUUCCAUAUAAAAUUUGGCGUUUCCUUAUUUUUAUAUCUGCUCCAUUUAUUUAAAAAUGAGUUUGAUAAAAAUUAUAUUAAGUAGUCACAUCAAAAGAGAUAUUCGGAAAUGUGAUAUUUGAAGAAAAUGAUAUCAACUGAUCAUUUCGUACAUCGGUCAAGUGUAGUCAUCAUGCGUAACGUCAACGUCGUCAACUCGAUGACGGGGUGAUGAGACUGACAAGUGCAUUAGUGCGACAGAAAGAUGCCGUCGUUGAAAAUUUUUCGCAUUGAAUUUGAUCGCGCGGAUGCUGUUUACAUACCCGGCGAAUGUGUCAGCGGCUUCGUUAUUAUCGAUCUGGCAAAGGAAAAACUUGCCGAAGAACUAAAAUUAUCGGCUAAGGGAGAGGCUAACGUCAGUUGGGAUGAGGAAUCGAGUUCGACAGAUUGUAAUGGAAAUUCUACAACUACCACUUGGACUUAUAGGGCAAAUGAAAAAUAUUUUGAAUUGACCAUUUCACUGUUAGAAAAAUCGGAAGACGAUGGAAAAGUGCAUAUUCCUGCAGGAUUGAGUAGAUAUCCUUUUUGUAUCCAAUUACCCUGCGAUUUACCAUGCAGCUUUGAACACCAUGUUGGUCAUGUCAGAUACACGAUAAAGGCGGUCAUUGUUAGAUCAUGGCGAUUCAAUCACGAAUGUAAAGCUGCAUACACCGUAAUUACAAUUUACGACCUAAACAUUCGUCGUGAACAAUGUAUCGGCAUAGAUGAUGAAGUAAACCAAUCUUUCUCUUGCCUCUGCUGCGUCAGCGAUGGUUCGAUAAAUGUGCAUAUUAAAUUACCGAUGACAGGAUUCGUACCGGGACAAUGGAUUGAGGCAAUCCUCGAUUUAAGACAUAACGCCACUAUUACCGAAUUACAGAAAAUCUGCGUUAAAUUACAGCAAUCCGUUGAGUUCCGCGCGGAUGCGCCCUUUGGUAAGAAAAAGAAGGAUAAAGCAACUGUGGCAACUGUGCAAAAAACAACACCAUUCGAUAAACACGCUAUCGCAUUACGUUUAUUUAUUCCACCGAUACCACCUUCGGACCUGCAAUUUUGCGAUAUAAUUGAUCUAAAAUAUAUCCUCCGUAUCGUCCUUCAUAGUAAAAAAAUGUAUCGUAAGAUCGUCAAAGAGUAUCCGAUUUUAAUUGGAACAAUACCGCUGCGGUUUAUACCAUCGGCGCCUGCAGCUUCAUCUUCUUCAGAUGUAUUUCCAUCUACAUCGAAGAGAGAAGACGUGACUCCAGAAUCUAAUAUUGUACCUUCUCCAAGUACACCAUCGCUGAACGAUUUUGUUGAUACUCCUCCAUCAUAUGAAGAAUCCUUGUCGCACAGAGUGUCUUGCAUCAGAGAUCCGAAGGACUCUAUAUACGUGCAUGGUGUUAACGAACCCUUUGCACCUAAAUAUCCAGUCUUCAAAUAUUUCGAGUAAGAUGACUAAGAUCCUCCUGAGAAUGGAAGGUCGUCUAAGCUGAAAACAUCGAAUAAAAAAUGAUUACUAUCGUUUUUAAUUAUUUCUAAUUUAAACCGUUGAUUUGUAAUCGA
Messenger RNA from Temnothorax curvispinosus, 1742 nucleotides. Its product is annotated as arrestin domain-containing protein 2-like. Lineage: Eukaryota; Metazoa; Arthropoda; Insecta; Hymenoptera; Formicidae. Gene Ontology annotation, biological process: protein transport. The record is from RefSeq and is a predicted model, not a curated record. The coding region runs from base 427 to 1629 and encodes 400 amino acids. Gene Ontology annotation, cellular component: cytoplasm. The transcript is spliced from 9 exons.